GAUGGGAGAGAUCCAAAAAAAAGGCAUACAGAUCCUCUCAUUUUCACCUCUAGCUCUGUAAGAAAAUAAUGACACUUUUUAUCAUACAGGUUCAUAGCCAAGAACAUUAUGAAGCUGCAGCGUCUGGGGAUAACCCAUAUUCUGAAUGCAGCAGAGGGGAAGUCGUUCAUGCAUGUGAACACCAAUGCAGAGUUCUAUGAGGGCACGGGCAUCAGAUACCAUGGGAUUAAAGCUAAUGAUACGCAAGAGUUUAACCUCAGUCGCUAUUUCGAGGAGGCAGCUGAUUUUAUUGAGAAAGCACUGUCCCAGAAGGAUGGACAAGUGUUUGUGCAUUGCCGUGAGGGCUACAGCCGUUCUCCUACCCUGGUCAUUGCCUACCUCAUGCUUCGCCAGAACAUGGAUGUCAAGACUGCGCUGAUCACGGUCCGGCAGAAGCGAGAGAUUGGCCCCAACGAUGGCUUUCUGAGGCAGCUCUGCCAGCUCAACGAGCGCUUGCUGAAGGAGGGCAAACUGAAGCCCUAG
Nestor notabilis (Kea) is the source of this 522-nucleotide messenger RNA. RefSeq names its product dual specificity phosphatase 3 (gene DUSP3). Gene Ontology annotation, molecular function: MAP kinase phosphatase activity; protein tyrosine/serine/threonine phosphatase activity. The annotation marks the transcript as partial. NCBI's taxonomy places the organism in Eukaryota, Metazoa, Chordata, Aves, Psittaciformes, Psittacidae. The transcript is spliced from 3 exons. Gene Ontology annotation, biological process: negative regulation of MAPK cascade; protein dephosphorylation. Gene Ontology annotation, cellular component: cytoplasm. The record is from RefSeq and is a predicted model, not a curated record.